Messenger RNA from Cinara cedri, 1053 nucleotides. NCBI's taxonomy places the organism in Eukaryota, Metazoa, Arthropoda, Insecta, Hemiptera, Aphididae. The record is from the annotation of a GenBank genome assembly.
AUGGAGGAAGAACAUGANAAACCUCUAGGUUUACCAAAAUCAAAAGAAAUAUGCAGAACUGCCCGUACCAGUAAAGUAAGAUACGUUGUUGACCAUUUAAUCGAAUGUUAUUAAUUUUCAUUUAUAUAUAUGGUAAUGUGGUUUUAGAAAGUUGAAAAAAAACAAGAUAGAGCUCCCAUUGAUAAAAAAAAAAAACAGAAACAAACUAAGCAGUUAGAUAUUAAGGAAGAAAAUCAAACUAAAGUACAAUCAGUAAGAAAUUUUGUUAAAAACUUUAUUGGAUGUUGAUAAUUUUUAUCUCUUUAUAUUGUUAUGUGUUUUUAGGAAGUUGUAAAUAAUCAUAAUGGUGCUGCUAUCGAUAAAAAUAAAUAUGAAGAACAAACUAUGGAGUUAAAUAUGGAGGAAGAACAUGAAACUAAUGUACAAUCGGUAAGAAAUUUUGUUUAUUACAUGCAAAAACGCUUCAAAAAUAAUUUCAUUAUUUAGAUCAUUUAAAACAUAUAAACAAACUGUGCAGUUAAAUAAUAAGUAAGACAUUUUGUUAAAAAUUUUAUUGAAUGUUGAUAAUUUUUGGCUCUACAUAUUGUAAUGUGUUUUUAGGAAGUUGUAAAUAAUCAUAAUGGUGCUCCUAUCGAUAAAAAUAAAUAUGAAGAACAAAAUAUGAGGUUAAAUAUGGAGGAAGAAAAUCUAUCCAAUGUACAAUCAGUAAGACUUUUUGUUAAAAACUGUAUUGAAUGUUGAUAAUUUUUGUCUCUAUAUAUUGUAAUGUGAUUUUAGGAAGUUGUAAAUAAUCAUAAUGUUGAUGCUAUCGAUAAAAAUAAAAUCGAAGAACAAACUAUAGAGUUUAAUAUUGAAGAAAUUAAUGAAAAUAAUGUAGAAUCCUGUCCCACAAGUACUGCAGAAACUCCAGAAUCGGAUGAAAUUAGUUCAUCUGAAUCAUCUAUGUUUCAUGAGUGUAACGGUCGGCGAUAUCACUUUAGAAAGCAAACAAAUGAAGAAAGCCAAAUCAUCAUAGACUUUAUAAAUGAUAUAGCAACGAAAGAAGAACAAUAG